AUGAGUCAAUAAUAAUAAUAUAAAGGAAAAUGUAAUUGCCCUUUUUGCUCUAGAUUUAAUAAAAUGUAGGGAGAAAUAAACAGAGAUGAAAUAGAGGAAUCUAAAGAAAAUUAAUCUAAUUCAUAUUCCUAAAAUUAUUAAUAAUAUGAAAAAUUAAAAAGUUCAUAAGUAUAACAAGAUGAAAAUGACCAAAAUUAAUAUGUUUAAAAUAACCAAUAAUAUGAAAUCUAACAAAAUUAAAAUGAUUAAAAUAACCAAAAUAAUCCCUUAUAUGACUAACCAUUUAAAUUUGAAGUAAAUCAUAAUAUAGAUAAUGAUUUAUAAAUGAUUAAAGAUUGGAUAGGUCAAUUUUCUAAUUUAAAAGAUGUUCAACAAUAAAACGAAGCCAGUCAUGAUUUUAUGCAAAAUUUUGUGACAUAAUACCCUACCUCUGAUUUAUCAUUACCAGAUAUUUCCUUUCAUUUCAAACCUGAUGGAUCAUAAGCUAUCCUCUUUAGCAUUUUCUGUUAACCUGAAAUACUAUAAAAGUGUGUAGCUAAAAGAAAUGAUAUAGCGGAAUUAUUUUAUGACUCAAUAGGUUUCACUAUACUUUUAGUUAUUAAGCCUAAAAUUGACUAUAAGAAUUUUGACUAAAAACAUUAAGAAUUUAAUUCUAAUGAGAUACCUCUGGAGGUUUUUAUUUCUAACAAGUUUGAGAGUUAAUAAAAGAUCUUAUACAAAAUAGGCUUGUAAGCAAAAAGGUAAAUAAAGGUAUUCCCUCAAAUCUAAAAUUUAAGACUUAGAAGAGAUUUAAAUGAAUUGUUUGAGUGUUUAGAUGAUAAAUUUGAAUUUAACUAUUCUAAUUGCAGUGAUCACUGUUUCGCUUACUACACUUAGUCAGAUAAUUUAAAUUAGCUUGAAGGCUUGAUCAUAGGUCCACAAGACACUCCUUACGAAGGAAUACCCUACACUGUUACUAUUUAAAUACCUGAUUAAUACCCUAUUGAGCCUCCCAAAGUUACUUUCAACUAGUAAAUUCUGCAUCCAAACAUCAGUGAAUAAGGAGAAAUAUGUCUAAAUAUUCUCUAAGAUAAAUGGAGUACAGUGCUUACCAUUUAAAAAGUGCUUGUAAGUAUAGUCAGUUUACUUUAUGAAAAGAAUUUAGAUGAUGUUUAUAAUCACUAUGCAAAAACCCUAUAUCAAGAAGAUCCUGAAGAAUACAAAACUUUAAUUAAAAAAUAAUCCAUAUUGCAAGAUAGCCAAAAGCUAAAAAUUGACUUCAAAUAAUUGGCAAAAGUACCCAUAAAUGAAUAAAAUGGAUAUGAUGAAUAUGAAAAUAACGAUGGCUAUAAUACUUAUGAAGGAUAUGAUGAUGAUGAUUACUAAUAUAUGGAUAUAGAAGAUGAAUGA
Messenger RNA from Tetrahymena thermophila SB210, 1389 nucleotides. Its product is annotated as ubiquitin-conjugating enzyme E2. NCBI's taxonomy places the organism in Eukaryota, Ciliophora, Oligohymenophorea, Hymenostomatida, Tetrahymenidae. The record is from RefSeq and is a predicted model, not a curated record. The transcript has a single exon.